GAUGUGGAUGUGAGAAAAAGGCCAGCAACAAUGUGACAGACAACACAAACGCGCCGCUCCGACCAGCGAACGAGCGGCUCUCCGUGUUCUUCUGAGGCAAACACACACACACACGCACAGCUGCGGGCUCAGUGUGUGCGCAACAAGGCGAGCAGCACCAAAAAUGGACCGAGCACCACCAUCAUCAUCAUCUCCUUCAUCUCCCACUGAGGACAGUUUUUAAGGGUCCUUUUUAUAUCCUCGCACACACAUGGACAUGAAGGAAUAGGAGCGUCAGUUGAGGCCCUCCAGCUGACUUCAGGGCAAAGUCGUGGCUGCGAGGCUUUGCUGCUGGUGGGCCAGUCGAUCAGGCGUGUGUGCGAGUGAGAGCUAAUGAAGUCCAGUAUGAGGCAGUGGCGGAGGCUGGUGCUGGCCGGGAUGCUGGCCUGGGUUCUCCUCUUCCUCGGCCUCCUCUCUUACUUCCUGGAUGCUCGCGUGGACGAGCCCCUGACCUCUGCUGGCUCUUUACUCUCCCAGCACCCCGACACUCGUCGCCUGGCCUCCAUACAGGCAUCCCAUCAACAACUCGCCCUCAUCGGCUCCCGACCUGAAUCGGCUUUGGCGGCGACGACAACCAACGCCGGGGACGAGCCAGAGCUGGAGCCCUCCGCCAGCCCCAUGACCCCAGAGUCCAGCCUGGAGGUGAGCCGCAGCCCCAACAGUGCCCCAUAUGUCACCUACGGUAGCCAGGAAGCCAGUCGCCAGGAUUACCUGGACCCCCAGAGCCUGGCUGCCUGGUCCUCCUUUGGCACAGAGAAUGUGGACUCUCACCCAGAUCCCGCGGUCCAGAGUCGCGAGAGAACAUCUCAGACCGCAGAGGAUCCGAACCACGUCAGCUCCGCACACCACCGCGGCGGUGCCGGUGGUGAGGAGGAGGAAGAAGAAGAAGGAGAGAAGGAAAAUGAAGACGAAGACCUGGGACACAGAAUGAGGGCGGCAGCAAACAGGAGGACCGGCAGCGACUCCUCUGAUCUGGAGGAAUAUUACUUCUCAAAGUCGGCCUCUGUGGUGCAUCGGCUGUGGCGGGGCGACGUGUCCGCCAACAUGCUGAGUCCUCGGCUGCAGCGCUCCAUGAAGGACUACCUGAGCGCCAACAAGCACCACGUGUCCUACCAGGGGCGUCGCAAGGCCGCCCAGAGUGCCAAGGAGCUGCUGUGUCAGAUGAAGGCGCAGGCCCAGCUGAGGACGGUGGACGGCUCGGAGCAGCCCUUCUCCUCGCUCGGCUGGGCUCGCCUCGUGCCCUCGUCCCCGCUGGAGCGGCGCUACGAGCGGCGGGAGCAGAGCAGGUUCAGGACGUGUGCCGUGGUCACCUCAGCCGGAGCCAUCCUGCGCUCAGGACUGGGAAAAGAAAUCGACACUCACGACGCAGUCCUGCGCUUCAACGCGGCGCCUACCGAGGGGUACGAGCGCGACGUGGGGAACAAAACCACCAUUCGCAUUAUCAAUUCGCAGAUCUUGGCCAAUCCUAAGCAUCGCUUCAACACGAGCUCCAUCUACAAGAACGUGACUCUGGUGGCCUGGGACCCUGCGCCGUACACCGUCGACUUACACAAGUGGUACGCCAGUCCCGACUACAACCUGUUUGGUCCGUAUGUGGAGCACCGCAAGCUCCACCCCGACCAGCCGUUCUACAUCCUUCACCCCGGCUACGUGUGGCAACUCUGGGAUGUGAUUCAGGGCAACACUCAGGAGAACAUCCAGCCCAAUCCGCCCUCAUCUGGCUUCAUAGGCAUCCUCCUGAUGAUGACGCUCUGCGACCAAGUCCACGUCUACGAGUACAUUCCCUCCAUGAGGCAGACGGACCUGUGCCACUACCACGAGCGCUACUACGACGCGGCGUGCACGCUGGGCGCCUACCAUCCUCUCCUGUACGAGAAGAACCUGGUCCAGCGGAUCAACACGGGCCCCGAGAGUGACCUGAGGAGGAAGGGCCGCGUCACCCUGCCGGGCUUCGGCACCGUCAACUGUGACAUCUGAGAAACAUGGAAACCUGACUGUGUUCACACUCGACAUGACGCAAACGCACUGGGCCUUUUCCCCGCCCGCCCCCCCCGCCGCCGCUGGCUGACUGAGGGAGAGGUGCAAUAAAGCCGCUGGAGACGCGAAGCCUGAAAACAACAAGCUCCGGAUCAGACCCAUGAAGAACAUAAGCCAUACUCCUGGAGGGGAGGGAUCAGUGCGGAGGCUUCUGUAGGAACUUGUUCUUCAUCAAGAUGGUUUAACCAGACCGGAGACGUCCAGGAAACGUCUCCAACGUAGAUGAAAAAGGAAAAAAAAAGAAGUUUCUCUCUGCUUUAGCUGAGCCACGUUAGCUGUGGAGCUGACUAGGGUAGCAACACGUCCGUGUUUUUAGGUAGACAUGUGACUUUUCAAUAACUGGGUGUGUUUCGACCGUGUACAAUGUGUGUUUUUCAAAUAGUACGGAGUGGGUUCUCCACUAAAGGGAAAUAUCCACUUGUCACAGUGGAUAUCUGUGAUUUCAAUUUCAUUUUUUCCCCCUCUCUCGCUGGUGCCGGCGCUCCUCUCCGACUCCUCUGAUGAGAUCAGACACUUGUGUCGAGGGUUUUAAUUCCACGCUACUGAUAUCACGAUAGCUCUCCUGCGAACUCGCAAUCACCAGGUAGUUGCUGCUUGUUCACAUGGUUCUGUAAAGAGUAUAGACUUUCUUUCUUUCUUUCUGUCUUUUUUUACUGAGGGGUAAAGUAAACGGGGCCAAAACGGAGCGUCAGAGCUCACCGGUGCUCAGAGCAGCCGUAUUCCUGUGCCUACUGCUCGGCUGAAUGCUUCCCUCGUGACUGUUUGGACACACACUGUGGGGCGGGGCGGGGCGGCAGUCGCCUGUAGAGUUUGGCUCGAUCUGUUGCGUGUUUGCCGGGGGGGGGGGCGAGGUUUGGGGUUUCCCACCAUUGUCUGCUCACUCUUUAUUGAAUGUAAUUUCACCACUGUGUGGCCACAAGGAGCUUCGAUCACUGCAGCGCCGUCUCCUCAGUGCAGGAUUAUUCCUUCUGUCAUGUAACUUACUGCUGUAAUCGUCUCAUAUUUCCCCCCCCCGAAUCCUCGGAUAUUGGUUUGUGGCCGAGUGGAGAUGAGUACAGAGGAGAGGAAUUUAAAUUUGCUUUGUCUGGGGAGCAUUUAUUUAUGUUUACAGGAGAAUUAGGGCCACAUCUGCGACAAGCUCUGGAGGUCGGCUGGUGUUUUCUGCUGCAGAUAGAAGCGGUCGGUGGAAAAUCUUGCCUAAAUCAGAGAUUUUUUACUACUAGUUGUGCUAUUUUAACAAAAUGUGCUCGUGCCAUUGGUUUGUGGUUUUGAUAUAAGAUGUGAAAAACGUGCUCGGACAGAAACGUUACUGUGAAUUGUCUUAUGAAUAACGGAAGAGGAUGGCUUAUCGUCGCGUUCGUUAGAGUAGUGCGCGCGUAGAUGAUUCUGGGGUUGGUAUCAUCCAAAAAAAUCUGUCAGUAAUAGUACAAAAUAAAAAAAACCCUCCUUCCUGUCGUGUUAUUUUAUAUUAAAAAAAAAACGGACAUAACUGUAUAUCAUGAUGACAUUCUUUUCUUUUAGUUUAUUUGUCCUUCGAUAGUGAAAUAAAAGGAAUAAUCCGAUAAUUCAGUGAAUUACACGCGUGGCAAAAGUACUUCAUCACAUUGAUGCAAAAAAAAAAAAAUUAGAAAUCCUGCAAAAAUUCCCGAGUAUCGCCAAAAAAAUAAGAAGCAGAUUUGCAGCAUCUUCCACGACUACCUGAAGAUACUGAAGAUGCAGUAGGAGCGGUACAGACGUACAACAUGACGCCACAGUGUAUGCUGUACUUCUGUGCGUAUACUGUAUAUACAUGUGUAUAUUAUUAUCAUUAUUAUUAUUGUUGUUAUUAAGGCAUUCAUUAGGCCUGAUUCACACCGUCCUGUCAUGUUUUCAGUGCCCAUAUUUACAGAUUAGAGCGUCGGUCUCAAACUCAGAAGACCUAAUCUGGACAUGAGCCAUACAAGGUUUAUAUUUCAGACUCACACUAUGGAUCCCAAGUGGGUUUUCCCGUUGGCGGCUCCAGCCGUGUUUGGGCCCGUUGCCUAUAGAACCAUAUGGGACCUGCAUGAUUUGCCUACUAAGUGCAAGUGCACUUACCAGGCUGGGUACUAAGGCUUGAAGUGGGCAAACACAGAUGGACAAACCCGCUUGGGGCCCAUAUCGGCAGCCCCAAUAUAAUCCUUAUGGGGCCCACAUUAACAUGCUGGUUGUGGUCGAGGGGAAAAAAAAGUGUAAAAUGAUGUCAUGGUAACGCAAUAAAAGUAUCGUAGGUAUUUCCCAGCAUGCAACACAAUAAGUGUCUGUGUUGAUAUGGAAGAAUAUACAGUUAAGAAAAUAGAGUGGAAUUAAUCUGUGAUGAAAGAGAACAAACAUCAUUUUAACUUGAUAAGAAGUGGCGGGCCACAUGAAAUCGAUUGGAGGGCCACACGUGGGCCGCGGGCCACGAGUUUGAUUGCACGUUUCAUGCUUCAUUGGUUUUUUUUAAAUAAAAUGUGGCGUCUUGCCCGUUUUUCCACGCACGGUUUUCCGGCAAACGUGAAAUAUCACACUUCGUUAGAAGCUGUGAGGAUUUCAUCCGAGUCCGAGCAAAAACGAAGACUUGAAAGUCUCACAAACCCGCGUGAGACGCAGCAGCGGCGCACGCGCCACGCGUUUCUGUCUCACUGACGUUUGAUAUCCAGCCCCAGUCUCAGGUUUUAGAGGAUUAGGCUUUUGUGAGCAUGUCUUUGAGAAGGAGAGGGGAAAAAAAACCGGAGGUUCAAAGAGUCAUUUUCAGGUUUUGACAUAAUAACUAAAUGUGUUUAGUGCUUGUGAUUGUAACACACUGAAGGUGCGUUUAAAAAAAAAAAACCCCGGGACAUUAUUGUUACUGUACAUGCGUGUUUCUAAUAACUUUAGCAGACGCACAGCAGAGCAUGCACGUGGAGAUCAGGGCUAAGAGUCUGAAACUGUCUGUGCUGUGACUGUGCCGACCAUCGCCAUCCAUGUUGUGGGAGGAGAUUGUACUAUAUAUUGUUUUUCAUUAAAUGGUGUUAUUAAGGAUUUCAAUGCAUGAUUGUGUGUGUGGGGGAGGGGGGAAGGGGGGGAAUCAGAUCUUUGGCGGCAACCUGAGUGAGCGUGAAUCCCCCGCGGUAUCGUUGUCUCCGUUUGUGGCGCCAAAUUCCGCCUCUUUAAUUAAAGUCUUGGACCUCUCUCUCUCUCUGUGUCUCGGUGCUGCCGCCUGCUUAUGGGUGGCACAUAACUUGAGUUUAAAGCAACCUUUUUAUUGCCAGUUUUUAAUUCAGGACGUUGUUGUGACACUGACACAACAGUGAGGUGAGAAAACGCGUUCGGAGACACUGGAUUACAUUUUUAAUUCUUUAUUUCUUUGCCUCCGUCUCUCUGCUCUUCACGUGUGAGGCCUAUUUUUUUCCUCCCAUGCGUUGUUUUUAUUCGAUAUUGUGGGAAUGGCUGCAUCGCACACUGCCUCCGAAGGAUGGUUUAUUUGUUUAGUUUAACCUACAGUUCCCCCGGCGUGAGGAAGUGAGGAAAGAAAGAAGACGCAUCCACACCUGAACACACUUAGUGAAGAGUGAAGGUUGUGUUUCACUCUCAAACAGCCUUAGGGUGUUCUUCUUGACUUUGAUUUGUCAGUGAAUUCUCUUCUUCUUACUUGAAUUAAUAUUUUAAAAAAAAUGAAAGAAAAGAAACCAUUUGUAUGAUUUCAGCUGUUGUAAUUUGUCUUUUUUUACCGUGUAAAUAAAGUUGUCGCUCAUGUCAA
This is a messenger RNA of Solea senegalensis (Senegalese sole), 5815 nucleotides long. It is a transcript of the gene st6gal2a, whose product is annotated as ST6 beta-galactosamide alpha-2,6-sialyltranferase 2a. The transcript has 7 exons. Gene Ontology annotation, molecular function: sialyltransferase activity. The coding region runs from base 373 to 2016 and encodes 547 amino acids. The record is from RefSeq and is a predicted model, not a curated record. Lineage: Eukaryota; Metazoa; Chordata; Actinopteri; Pleuronectiformes; Soleidae.